Messenger RNA from Aspergillus heteromorphus CBS 117.55, 2388 nucleotides. RefSeq names its product C6 transcription factor. Bases 1 to 2388 code for a protein of 795 amino acids. Gene Ontology annotation, biological process: DNA-templated transcription; regulation of DNA-templated transcription. The record is from RefSeq and is a predicted model, not a curated record. The transcript has 4 exons. Gene Ontology annotation, molecular function: DNA binding; zinc ion binding; DNA-binding transcription factor activity, RNA polymerase II-specific. Lineage: Eukaryota; Fungi; Ascomycota; Eurotiomycetes; Eurotiales; Aspergillaceae.
AUGGACCUGGCCAUCGGUCAGCCCGACGCCCUUCCCCCCCCGGGCUUCCGUCCCUACACCAUCCCUCCUCCUAGAUACCUGGACCGACCCGGGCCCUAUCCCAACCAAUCUUCCUCCUCCUCGUCGCGCGAGGUCUCUGGACCCGCCCCCAAAGUCCCCAUCCCGCGCACGACCAGUUUUGGCAGCCAGUCCCAGCGCCGCCGGUCCGCGCGCGCCUGCGACCCCUGCCGACAGCGGAAAAUCAAGUGCGAUGGGAGCAAGCCGCACUGUCGACAGUGUAUUGACCACAAUAUCAGCUGCAUCUACGUGGAUGUCAAGCGUGUGCGCGACCAGAAGCAGCUGGGCUUCCUGUGCAGGAGGGUGGAGAGCUAUGAGCAGCUGCUGCAUGAGUUGGAAAAGCAGGAGGACGAGGAAACGGCGAGACGCAUUCGGAGGGCCCUCAGGGGCUCCGCCGAUCACGCACCGGACGCGGAGGAUGAUAUCGACUCCGACACAUCUUCGUCGUCCAUCGGGUCGCUCAAUGCACUGGACCUGAUCGAGGAGGACCUGAACCGCAGCGAGAGAUCGGUGGCCACGGGGUUCUUCGGCAAGAACUCGGAAGUAUCGUGGAUGCAAAAGCUGGAGGACGAGGCCGAAAUUCGAAGCCGGGCCAAAGAAGGGCCCCUCUAUUCGGACAGCCUGACGGGCGGCGAUCUCCAGCAGCCCCGACCGGAAACUGCGAUCGCGACCAUGACUUACUUCGUGGACGACCUCAAUGUCCCGCUGAUUGACUCCGUCGACCCGUAUGCCCUGCCGCCAAAGGACGUGGCGAACCGGCUGUUCAACGCGUACAUGGAAUCCGUCCACCCCUCCUUCAACAUCAUUCGAAAGACGACCUUCGUGUCGCAGUUCCGGCAGUUCUACAAUACACCGGCCAAGCCCCCCAUGCGGUGGCUGGCCGUGUUGAACAUGAUUUUCGCCAUUGGACGCCGGUAUUGCCGUGUCGUGACCGGCGAGGCGGACGGUGAUCACGAGGACCUAGUGUAUCUGAACCGCGCAAGGAAACUGGCCCUGGGGGAUGCCGAGGUGUUCGCGCAUGCGGAUCUCCAGCAGAUCCAGGUCGAGUUCUUGGUCGCCUUCUACUUCGUGACCAUGUAUCAAGUCAAUAGGGCCUUCAAGUUCUCCAGCAUGGCCUUCCGAUCCGCCGUGUCCCUGGGCAUCAACCUCCGCUUCGUGGAUGAUCGCACGCAGUAUCCCGCCAAGGAGGCACGCGGCCGGCUGUGGUGGUCGAUCUUCCUGCUGGAGCACCUCCUCACUGCCGUCACCGGUCGAGCCUCCUGCGUGGGCGAGAGCCUCAGCUCGACGCCCCUGCCUAUCCCGUUCGAUGAGGACAAAUUCGGCCGGCCGGACGUCCUCCCCCUCCUCCAAGACUCCUCUCUGCGCUCGAGUCGACUGAAGUUGACCCUGCUGCAGACGGAGGAGGAAGCACGCGCCACUGCGGCAUGGCUUGCGACGUGCGAGCCCAGCUCGUCGUUGUUCUUCCACUGCACUGUGGACCUGGCAAUCAUCACGCAGGCCGUCCUCUAUAAGAUCUACAGCAUCCAGGGUCUGCGGGAUCGGGCCAGUCAAGUCGAGCAGCGCAUCCACAGAUACAACGAUAUCUUGGAUAUCUGGGUCUCCAAGGUCCCAGAGCCCUAUCGCUUCAUCACGGGGACCAACGACCAGUUUGACGCCUCGGACCGGGAUAGCAACUACACGCGCGAACAGCUCUCCUUGGCCAUCAACUACUACAGCGCCCGGAUCACCCUCUGCCGGCCAUGCCUCUCCCACGCCGGCGCCACCAAGCCGAGCUCUCUCUCCCCCGAUGGAGGCACCAGUUCCUCUCGCCGCAACUCGCGUUCCACCUCUCACCCUCGAAGCCAAUUCCGCUACGAGAUGGCCAUCAUCUGCAUCCGCUCUGCUUGCAACCUGCUCGCUGUUCUCCCCGACACUCCCGACAUCCUCUGGCUGUCCAGUGUGACCCCCUGGUGGUGCAUCCUCCAUUACAUCAUGCAAGCCACCACCGCCAUCCUCAUCCAUCUAUCCAGCUGGCCGCCCGGCCCAGCCCGCCGAUCCCGCUCUAUAUCGCACGAGGACUCCACUCAGUGUGUGUUCACCGAUAUGUCUACCCUGGUGCGUAAGACCAAAAAGGCCCUCCACUGGCUCAAUCACAUGGCCGUGUCGCAUACUGCUUCCCGCCGCGCCUUCCGACUGUGUCACAGCGUCGUGCGUCGGCUCGCACCGAGUCUGAACAUCGACAUCAGUGACCUGCCGGACGGCUCGGACUUGCCCGCCGAUGCGGAGGGAACUGACCUGGGCCUGGGGCAAGCGUUGAACCUAUCGGAUUAUGAUUCCCCCAUCCAGUCUUGA